Molecule: messenger RNA, 823 nt
Organism: Phasianus colchicus (ring-necked pheasant)
Lineage: Eukaryota; Metazoa; Chordata; Aves; Galliformes; Phasianidae
Cellular component (GO): cytoplasm
Molecular function (GO): protein binding
Source: RefSeq, a predicted model, not a curated record
UCAAGCAGUUUCUGCUGGGAGAAUGAACCCAGCCACGUCCUUCAGAUGCACCUCUACGGGUCCUGACUUACAUUGGAGAUAUCUCACAGAACACGAUCCAAAGUACAAAGGGAAGAAGAAACUAAAGAUUUCAGGCAGAGAUCUGGCAUCAGUCCCUACGCAGGUCUUUGGCCUGGACCAGCUGCAGGCCCUGGAGAUGAGCCCAGAACGAGAGAGCUGCCUGAGGUACCGCAUGGAGCUGCUGCCCCGCGAGAUCAGCCGCUUGAAGAACCUUACCCUCCUCUACAUGGACUCCAAUAACCUGAAGAAAAUCCCUGCCGAAAUCGGCACCUUGAGGCACUUGGAGAGGCUGACACUGAGCAACAACCACCUGAACACCCUACCCCCAGAGAUGGGGGCCCUGCAGCGGCUGCACAGCCUCCACCUGGCCAACAACAGCCUCACCCAUCUGCCCGCAGCCCUCUGCCAGCUGAGGAGCCUCACCUUCCUGGACCUGAGCGACAACAAAAUACGCACCAUCCCCUCCAGCAUCCGGCAGCUGGAGAAACUGGAAACGUUGCUGCUGCUUUUCAACUCACUGGAAAACCUGCCUGAGGAUGUCUGUCUUUUAAGGAAUCUACGCACGCUUUGGCUGGGAAACAACCAUCUGCGAUCCCUUCCACCACGAUUUGGGGAGCUGGUCAACCUGGACUGGGGAUACAACUACUGUUCCUGCAAUUUUGAAGGGAAUCCACUAGAAAGUCCUCCCCCUGAAGUCUGUAGUGGAGGUUCCGAGGAGAUCAGAGACUAUUUCUUGUCGUUUCAUAGAGUACUGGCAGAAUAG